Funneliformis geosporum is the source of this 768-nucleotide messenger RNA. The record is from the annotation of a GenBank genome assembly. NCBI's taxonomy places the organism in Eukaryota, Fungi, Glomeromycota, Glomeromycetes, Glomerales, Glomeraceae.
AUGGAAUCAGAAAGAUCUAAUAGCAUAGCUCCACAGACCCCAUUGUCCAAUGAAGAAGAUUUUUUUGAGUCUGAUUAUAGAAGUAUCACUAAUCACGAAAAUCAAGCCAAAUCUGUCACCUGUUCUUGGUGUAAAGAACCAGAUCCAUUAUUCGAAACUAAUGGAACUAACUUGAAACCAGUCACGAGAUUGUCCUAUCUUCAUAGCUUUCAUCUUAGAUGUAUUAUUAUUUCCUUAAAAAAAGAUAUGACAUGUCCUCAUUGUCAACAUCUUAUUUAUCUUGGUGAUAAUGAUGAUGCAAAGCUAAAUCCUAGAGAAGAUGAUAAUGUUAAAAAAUUUUUUAAAGAAUUAACCAACAGACCACAAGACUUCAAUCCAUUACCAGAGGUGUCAGAUGUGGAAACGGAUCCUACAACUCCUGAAAUGAUAUUCGUCGGAUUACAUGAUAAAAUACUUCAUGCUGAGAAGAUUCUUAAUAAAAAAACACGUGAAGUAUCCCGCGUGGAAUAUGAAAUCCUUGACUCUUAUUAUCCUCUUGGGGAAGCAUUAGAGAAGAAAUUGGCCGAAUAUACCUCUAUUCAUCCUACCCAAACCGCACGAGUAUUACUUAAUGCAGAAAUUUGGAGAAUUUCACCAUCGUCUUUUGGGAAAUUUACUGAUAAAGAAAUAAAGGUCAUUCAAGAAAGGAUUAGAACGAAUUCUUCUCGACCAAAUUGGCUUGAUCAAUUUGAUGAUUUAGAACUAAAUGAGCCAAUGUUGACUGAUUGA